Molecule: messenger RNA, 648 nt
Organism: Rangifer tarandus platyrhynchus (Svalbard reindeer)
Lineage: Eukaryota; Metazoa; Chordata; Mammalia; Artiodactyla; Cervidae
Source: the annotation of a GenBank genome assembly
AUGCCGUUCCACCCGGUGACGGCGGCGUUGAUGUACCGGGGCAUCUACACCGUCCCCAACCUGCUGUCGGAACAGCGCCCUGUGGACAUCCCCGAGGACGAGCUGGAAGAGAUCCGAGAGGCCUUCAAAGUCUUCGACCGCGAUGGCAAUGGUUUCAUCUCCAAGCAGGAGCUGGGCACGGCCAUGCGCUCCCUGGGCUACAUGCCCAACGAGGUGGAGCUGGAGGUCAUCAUCCAGAGGCUGGACAUGGACGGUGACGGCCAGGUGGACUUUGAGGAGUUUGUGACCCUCCUGGGACCCAAGCUUUCCACCUCGGGGAUCCCGGAGAAGUUCCACGGCACUGACUUUGACACCGUCUUCUGGAAGUGCGACAUGCAGAAGCUGACCGUGGACGAGCUGAAGCGACUGCUCUACGACACCUUCUGUGAGCACCUGUCCAUGAAAGACAUCGAGAACAUCAUCAUGACGGAGGAGGAGAGCCACCUGGGCACGGCGGAGGAGUGCCCCGUGGACGUGGAGACCUGCUCCAACCAGCAGAUCCGCCAGACGUGCGUGCGGAAGAGCCUCAUCUGCGCCUUCGCCAUCGCCUUCAUCAUCAGCGUCAUGCUCAUCGCGGCCAACCAGGUGCUGCGCAGCGGCAUGAAAUAG